AUGAAAUGUAUUUAUAAUAAUUUAUUAUCAAUAUCAACAUUAGUAUCAUGGCUGUGUUAUUUAACAAUUAUUUUAUAUAUUAUUGUUGAUCAAAAUCAUUGUGUUGAAGCAUCCAUUGAUGUACAACAAGAAGAGUAUCAUAAUAAUCAUGAUAAGCAGUAUUCGUUCUCAUCGGCACAUCCUCAACGUAUUUAUUCAAAUGAAUUUGCUGUACAUAUACCAAAUGGCGAUAAGGAUGUAGCGGAUCGGAUUGCUGCCAAACAUGGUUUUGUGAAUAUCGGACAGAUUGGAAGUUUAAAUGGAUAUUAUUUAUUUGAACAUCAACAUGUGCACAAAAGGUCGUUAGAGUCGAAUGAUUUAUAUCAUACAAAAUUGAACUCAGAACCAGAGGUAUUCUGGGUUCAACAACAGCAUGAAAAGAAACGGCGAAAACGUGAUAUUGAUACUCCAUUCCCAUCCGUAGAUAGUUUUUUUAGUGAAAUAGCACCAUCAUCGAUUAAUGUAGCAUCGCCACAAAUACCUGUACACGGUCAACCACAAUCACGAUCAGUUAGUCCACGGGCAUUUCCUGACCCUCUGUUUAAGGAACAAUGGUAUCUAAAUGGGGGUGCAAAAGAUGGUUUGGAUAUGAAUGUUGGUCCAGCAUGGCAAAAAGGAUAUACUGGAAAAGGUGUAGUCGUUUCUAUAUUAGAUGACGGAAUUCAAACCAAUCAUCCAGAUUUAGCAUUGAAUUAUGACCCGGAAGCUAGUACGGAUAUAAACGGAAAUGAUGACGAUCCUAUGCCUCAAGAUAAUGGAGACAACAAGCAUGGUACAAGAUGUGCAGGAGAAGUUGCUGCAAUUGCCUUUAACCAAUUUUGCGGUGUUGGAAUUGCUUACAAUGCAAGUAUUGGAGGUGUUCGAAUGUUGGAUGGGAUUGUAAACGAUGCUGUCGAAGCUCGUGCGCUUAGUUUAAAUCCCGAACACAUAGAUAUCUACAGUGCUUCGUGGGGACCUGAAGACGAUGGUAAAACUGUGGAUGGUCCAGGACCACUAGCUCGUCGUGCAUUUAUCUAUGGUGUAACCAGUGGUCGUAAAGGAAAGGGAUCCAUUUUUGUUUGGGCUUCGGGUAAUGGUGGCCGGCAUACAGAUUCAUGUAAUUGUGAUGGAUAUACAAAUAGUAUUUUUACGCUAUCAAUUUCCAGUGCAACGCAGGGCGGGUAUAAACCGUGGUACUUGGAAGAAUGUUCUUCUACACUAGCAUCGACUUACAGUUCUGGCACACCAGGACACGAUAAAAGUGUUGCCACUGUUGAUAUGGAUGCUCGUUUACGCCCGGAUCAUAUUUGUACCGUUGAACAUACUGGAACAUCAGCUUCAGCACCUCUAGCAGCUGGAAUUUGCGCCUUAGCUUUAGAAGCGAAUCCAGCCUUGACUUGGCGAGACAUGCAAUACCUUGUAGUGCUAACUUCUCGUGCAGGACCACUUGAAAAAGAAACUGGUUGGAUUACAAAUGGUGUUAAACGUCGUGUCAGUCACAAAUUUGGUUACGGUUUAAUGGAUGCUGGAGCAAUGGUCACGUUAGCCGAACGAUGGACAAAUGUACCACCUCAACAUAUUUGUAAAUCCCAAGAAAUUACCGAAGAAACUCCAAUUGAUGCAACAUUCGGACAUGCACUCCAAUUGCAUAUGGAUGUUAAUGGAUGUUCUGGAACUUUGAAUGAAGUUCAAUAUUUAGAACACGUUCAAUGUAAAAUUACUUUACGAUUUUUCCCACGAGGAAAUUUGCGGAUCUUGUUAACUUCUCCAAUGGGUACAACUUCCACAUUAUUAUUUGAACGGCCACGAGAUGUUACUAGUUCAAAUUUCGAUGAUUGGCCAUUUUUAAGUGUGCACUUUUGGGGUGAAAAAGCUGAAGGUCGAUGGACUUUGCAAAUAUUAAACGCUGGUAAUCGACAUGUUAAUCAACCGGGUGUAUUGAAGAAAUGGCAAUUGAUAUUUUAUGGCACAGCCACAAAUCCCAUACGACUACGUCAGGGGCUCAGUACGGGCGGAGUACAAUCGCUAUGGAAAUCCCCGUUAAAUACUUUUUCAUUCCCAACAGCGGGUCCAACACAACCAUCUACAUCGAUUGGAGAUUUUUUUAGUACAGAUAUAAUAAAAAACUUCCAAAAUUUCCCAAAUAUAUAUAGUUAUGCUGGUUCAGAACCCGAACAAGCAAUUAGUUCGUUAGAUGAUCGAAAAAUUUCACGUGAAAAUAUGGAUGAAGAUAAAUCAACCAAAUCAAUAUUUAAAGAAAAUUGUGAUAGCGAAUGUGAUGAGAAAUUGGGAUGUUAUGGAUCUGGUCCAAGCAAUUGUGUGGCUUGUAAAAACAAUAAAUUGGAUAAGACUUGUAUACCUAGCUGUCCACCACGAAGCUAUGCCGACGAAACAGGUUUAUGUAAACAAUGUCACGAAUCUUGUGCAACUUGUAUUGGUCCAGGGCAAGAUAAUUGUGUACGUUGUGCAAUGGAUCAUUUUCGUAUUACAGAUUUAGAUAUUUGUAUGCAACAAUGUCCUGAAGGAUACUUCGAAAAUUUAACCGAACGCAGUUGUAUACCAUGUGGGCCAAAUUGUGGUAGUUGCGACAAAAGUCCAAAUCAUUGUACAACUUGCGACCAUCAUUUACUUUUACACGAUAAUAAAUGUAUGGCAGCCUGUCCAUCGAAAAUGCAUGAAACAGAUGAUUAUCAAUGUGCUCCAUGUGAUGACUCAUGUGCCACAUGUCGUGGACCAAAUGCUACACACUGUAUCACUUGCGUAGAUGGACGAUAUGAGCUUAAUGGCAAAUGUUUGGAAACAUGCCCUCAAUCAUUUUAUGCUGAUGAUAAACGUAAAGAAUGUGUUAAAUGUGCAAACAAAGCGUGCAUUAAAUGUGAAAAUAUGAAUAAAUGUUUAGCAUGCGCAGAGAAUUGGUAUUUAGAUGAGAAAGGACGCUGCAAGCCAGUUGGAAGCGAUCAAUGUACUUUAAAUCAGUAUUAUAACGGAGAUGACUGCCAAGAUUGUCAUAAAGAUUGUGAAACAUGUAAUUCUGGCGAACGAAAUGCAUGUUUAACCUGCCGUGUACCACAAUUUUUCCAAUCAGGACGGUGUGUUAAGACAUGCAGCGAAGGUUUUUAUUUAGAAAAUGGUCGGUGUAUCCCUUGUCUGCAUACAUGUAUUGAUUGUGUUUCACGAACAAAUUGUACAAAAUGUGCUCCAGGUCUUCAUCUUCAAACUGGACAAUGCCAAGUACGCUGUGCAUCUGGUUAUUAUAGUGAUCGUGGUAUUUGCAUGCCGUGCCAUUUAAGCUGUGCCACGUGCAGUGGACCUAGAGCAGAUCAAUGUGUAACAUGUCCACCAACUUGGCAUUUAGCUGCUGGAUAUUGUCGUGCAACAUGUCCGAAUGGAUUUUAUCAAAAUGAGUAUGGGUGCCAUAAAUGUCAUGAAUUUUGUAAAAAUUGUAUAGAAGGUUGUAAGAACCAUCAAGGCGAUAAACGACGAAGUAGUGAGGAUGCCAUUCAAACUUCCAGUGGAAGAUUUAUUGAUCAUAUUCAGUUUAUGAAACAAUUCAAUAUGAUUACAUCGAUUGCAGUGAUAGCUGGUGUUUGUAUAAUAGCUUUGUUUGCGUUUAUAUUCAUAAUACUUCAACAGCACAACAGUCGACAUGAAACAUGGAAAAUCGGUGAUUACAGUCAUGUAUCAAUAAAGAAACCAAAAGUGACAUGCCAUUAUAAUGUGGUAGCAGUUGAUGAUUUUAGCAGUGGAAGUGAUUGUGAAGAGUUACUUAAUACUACUAAACAAAAAACAAAAACAUAAAGAAACAAAACCCUUAUUCAAGAAAGAGACGGAUAAAAAAGACUUAUUUUUGAAUUCAAUUCAUAUCUAUCUACCAUUCCCUGCCUCCUCCCACGUGUGUUGUGUUAAUUUAGAAAAAAAUAUUAAUUAUGAAGUGCUCUUUGUUUUUUAUAAUUAAUUGGUGGUACAAUUAAUAUCUUUUUCCUAAGUCAGUUCAUCAUGAUUCUAACCAAAGAGGAUCGGAUAGAGAAAAUAAAUGAAGAUAACGAAAGCAUCCUCUAGCAUCGAAUGUUGGAAACAUUCCUCUAUUUUCUAGAGUUCCUAUUUCAUUGAAAAAUAAUAUUCAUCGCAUGUUUUUUUUUCCAGCCAAGAUAAUGUAAAAUAAGGAAAAUGUUAAUAAGGCGGAAAAAAACGUUGAGCUCUAUUCUAGCCUCUUUGGUGCCAACAUUAAUUAAAGUUUUCUUCAUAAUUUUUCAUGGAAAAAAAUAUUACUUUGAUAUGAUAUAUAUAAUAAUUUUUAUUUUUAUAUUUGUUUUAUGCUCUUUCCAAUUUUUUUAUUAUUUAAAAAAAAAGACUCUAAAUGUUGACUCAGACUGAUAUCUGCUAGAAUUAUCACAAUUUUAUGUUUUGAACAAAUCACAGAAACAUUUUCUCUGUUUAUAUUCUAUGUUUAAUUUUCUUAUAAUCGAAAAAGUAAUAAUGUAUUUGGCAUAUG
Molecule: messenger RNA, 4510 nt
Organism: Chrysoperla carnea
Lineage: Eukaryota; Metazoa; Arthropoda; Insecta; Neuroptera; Chrysopidae
Product: furin-like protease 2
Exons: 13
Coding region: 1-3816 (1271 amino acids)
Biological process (GO): protein processing
Cellular component (GO): trans-Golgi network; Golgi membrane
Molecular function (GO): serine-type endopeptidase activity
Source: RefSeq, a predicted model, not a curated record